Molecule: messenger RNA, 620 nt
Organism: Pseudonaja textilis
Lineage: Eukaryota; Metazoa; Chordata; Lepidosauria; Squamata; Elapidae
Product: lipocalin
Molecular function (GO): small molecule binding
Source: RefSeq, a predicted model, not a curated record
AGUGUCAGGACCAGUAUGGAGGCCACCCUGCUCAGCCUCGCCGCGUUCUGCCUCUUCGGUGUCCAGGCCGACGUGGAAGUGGAUCCAAAUUUCGACCUUAAAAGGUUUGCAGGGAAGUGGCACGUCCCGGCACUCGCCUCCACCGACCCGAUGCUUCAGAGCCUGAAGGACAUCAUCACGACACCGGCAGCCCGGAUCGUCGCCUUACCAAAUGGCAACCUGGAAAUCGAAACAUACUACCUAUUGGGAGAACAUUGCGAAGGGAUGAAAGGGACUUACGUGAAGACGGAGCAGCCCGGACACUUCACCUCAAGUGACGAGAAGGGCAAGAAGGACCUGCGGGUGCUGGCCAGCAAUGCCAACUUCGCCAUCGUCUACGUCCAGUGGAAGAUGAACGGGAUGCCCCCCAGCAGGAGUCUCCAGUUUUACAGCAAAGACCCCAAAGGAACGGAGAACCUGGACAAAUUCAAGGCCUAUUGCCAGAAGAUGGGGCUCAUGGGCGAACUGGUGGUUCCACCCUUGUCCGAUAAAUGUUUCCAGCAAAUCAGUGGCUGAAGAGAACCAGCCAAAGACCCUCCUUUCGCCAAGAUACUUCAUCCCGGAAGCCAUGAUUGCUGGUC